GAACCUAAAAUGGUGAGCCAGAGUCAUCCUGAGGCCCUGGCAGCCCCGCCUGUCACCACUGUUCCGACUGUUACACCGAAUAAUGCCACAGAGCCAGCCAGGCCCGGAGAAGGAAAGGAAAAUGCCUUUUCUAAGCUGAAGGAGAAGUUCAUGAAUGGGUUACAUAAAAUUCCACUGCCACCGUGGGCCUUAAUUGCCAUAGCCAUAGUCGUGGUCCUUUUAGUCCUGACCUGCUGCUUUUGUAUCUGUAAGAAAUGUUUGUUCAAGAAGAAAAACAAGAAGAAGGGAAAGGAAAAGGGAGGAAAGAAUGCCAUUAACAUGAAAGAUGUGAAAGACUUAGGGAAGACCAUGAAAGAUCAGGCCCUUAAGGAUGAUGAUGCUGAAACCGGAUUGACUGAUGGGGAAGAAAAAGAAGAACCCAAAGAAGAUGAGAAAUUGGGAAAACUUCAAUACUCAUUGGAUUAUGAUUUCCAGAAUAACCAGCUGCUGGUGGGGAUCAUUCAGGCUGCCGAGCUGCCCGCCUUGGACAUGGGCGGCACAUCUGACCCGUAUGUGAAAGUGUUUCUGCUGCCCGACAAAAAGAAGAAAUUUGAGACAAAAGUCCACCGAAAGACCCUCAACCCUGUCUUCAAUGAGCAAUUUACUUUCAAGGUGCCGUAUUCAGAAUUGGGAGGCAAAACCCUCGUGAUGGCUGUGUACGAUUUUGAUCGUUUCUCCAAGCAUGACAUCAUCGGGGAAUUUAAAGUCCCCAUGAACACAGUGGAUUUCGGUCAUGUAACUGAGGAAUGGCGUGAUCUGCAGAGUGCUGAGAAGGAAGAGCAAGAGAAACUGGGUGAUAUCUGCUUCUCCCUUCGCUAUGUACCCACUGCUGGCAAACUGACUGUUGUCAUCCUGGAGGCAAAGAACCUGAAGAAGAUGGAUGUGGGUGGCUUAUCUGAUCCUUAUGUAAAGAUUCAUCUGAUGCAGAAUGGCAAGAGGCUGAAGAAGAAGAAGACAACAAUUAAAAAGAAUACACUCAACCCCUACUACAAUGAGUCAUUCAGCUUUGAAGUACCCUUUGAGCAAAUCCAGAAAGUGCAAGUGGUGGUCACUGUUUUGGACUAUGACAAGAUUGGCAAGAAUGAUGCCAUCGGCAAGGUCUUUGUGGGCUACAAUAGCACCGGGGCUGAGCUGCGACAUUGGUCAGACAUGCUGGCCAACCCCAGGCGACCCAUUGCCCAAUGGCACACCCUACAGGUAGAGGAGGAAGUUGACGCCAUGCUGGCCAUCAAGAAGUAAAGGAAAGAAGCCUUUCUGCAUUUGCCCACAUAGUGCUCUUUAGCCAGUAUCUGUAAAUACCUCAGUAAUAUGGGUCCUUGCAUUUUUCCAGCCA
This is a messenger RNA of Eptesicus fuscus (big brown bat), 1372 nucleotides long. It is a transcript of the gene SYT1, whose product is annotated as synaptotagmin 1. NCBI's taxonomy places the organism in Eukaryota, Metazoa, Chordata, Mammalia, Chiroptera, Vespertilionidae. Gene Ontology annotation, cellular component: dense core granule; axon; synaptic vesicle membrane. Gene Ontology annotation, biological process: regulation of dopamine secretion; synaptic vesicle endocytosis; calcium ion-regulated exocytosis of neurotransmitter. The transcript is spliced from 8 exons. The coding region runs from base 10 to 1278 and encodes 422 amino acids. Gene Ontology annotation, molecular function: clathrin binding; syntaxin binding; calcium ion binding. The record is from RefSeq and is a predicted model, not a curated record.